AUUAUCUACCGCUAAAUCCAUUCACGGCCUGGUGUCGUGUGGGCACAGCCACACGCAUGGCAGGGCUAAAAUCCAAACCCGUCCGUCUCUCAUGAGCCGGAGGAGAGGGAGGCAGCCCCGUCCGUCCCUCCACGGCUCAUCUCCUCUCAGUCCACACAAAAUCGGAUGGUGAAGCAGCAGUAGCAGCCGGAGAAGCAGUUCCCCUCCCCAGCAGCUAAGCACCAGCCGGCCGGACCCGCCGCUUCUCCACCCUCCUCCCCUCUCCCCGCUCCGUCAUUACCAAGGCAGGAAGAUGUGCUCGUUGGAGGCGACGCGGGCGGAGCUGGGGCUGGCGGUGCUGUACCUGAACAAGGCGGAGGCUCGGGACAAGAUCUGCAGGGCCAUCCAGUACGGCUCCAAGUUCAUCAGCAACGGCCAGCCCGGCACCGCGCAGAACGUCGACAAGUCCACCACCUUGGCUCGCAAGGUCUUCAGGCUCCUCAAGUGGGUGAACGACCUGCAUGCUCUCAUCAGCCCAGCCCCCAAAGGGACCCCUCUCGUGUUGGUCUUGCUUGGGAAGUCCAAGAAUGCGCUGCUGUCGACCUUCCUGUUCCUGGACCAGUUCGUGUGGAUAGGAAGAUCGGGGAUUUACCAGAACAAGGAGCGCACGGACCGCAUCGCCAGGAUAUCCCUCUACUGCUGGAUGACUUCCUCUGUCUUUGCAAGUCUAGUCGAGCUUGGAGAGCUCAAGAGGCUAUCCAAGGCGAUGAGGAAGCGCGCCAAGGAGCUCCGGGGUGCCGACAAAUACGAGGACGAGCAGUACCUGGGGAAGAUGAAGCAGUCGGACGACCGGCUGCUGGCGCUGGUGAAGGCGGGCAUGGACGUGGUGGUGGCCGUGGGGCUGCUGCAGCUGGCGCCCAAGAAGGUCACCCCCAGGGUCACCGGGGCCUUCGGCUUCGUCACCUCCCUCAUCUCCUGCUACCAGCAACUCCCGUCCCGCGCUCCCCUGGCCAAACUCAAGGCGUGAGUAACGGACGCUACACCAUGCAUGCUAGUCCAGACGCUGCCUCCGCUUAACUCAAGCCGAUGCUGUGCUCGAUCAUGGAAUCUGAGAUGUUUUAUUCCUGUGUACGUAGCACUAUAUAUAGAAUGAUGAUGUCGAUCGUCUGUACGUACGGUUUUUAUACAUAUACAUGUACACGGUAUGCUAUGAACAGUACUAAUGGACAUGGUAUGUAUGGUCGAUCAUGUGUUAGUGCAUGGUGCUUAUAGUA
Molecule: messenger RNA, 1253 nt
Organism: Triticum urartu
Lineage: Eukaryota; Viridiplantae; Streptophyta; Magnoliopsida; Poales; Poaceae
Product: peroxisomal membrane protein 11-1
Biological process (GO): peroxisome fission
Cellular component (GO): peroxisomal membrane
Source: RefSeq, a predicted model, not a curated record